Molecule: messenger RNA, 1422 nt
Organism: Lodderomyces margitis
Lineage: Eukaryota; Fungi; Ascomycota; Pichiomycetes; Serinales; Debaryomycetaceae
Exons: 2
Coding region: 1-1422 (473 amino acids)
Molecular function (GO): NADPH dehydrogenase activity; FMN binding
Source: RefSeq, a predicted model, not a curated record
AUGCUUGUCCCGUGUAAUUCAAAACGGAAAUCUCUGCCGUUUGUUCAAAAUGAGCCACGCCGGUACCACCUUAUGGAUUUACGAGAUACUAAUCUAUUCAAGCCAAUAGUCAUUGGAAACAAUGUACAAUUGAAUCACAGAAUCGUACACUUACCAACAUCAAGAUCUAGGUCUACUGAUGACGGAGAAAACUUUCCUACCGACUUGAUGGUACAAUAUUAUGAUUCAAGGAGUAAAGCAGAAGGGUCGUUAAUUAUCUUUGAAUCGUCCUUAGUUUCACCUAGAAGCGGGUUAAUGCCAUACAAAUCUGGAGUGUGGAGUACCGAUCAAUGCAAAGCAUUAAAACAAAUAACUGAUGCCAUUCAUGCUAAUGGCUCCUUUGUAUCGUGCCAGGUUUUUGCGCCCGGAAGAACUUCCAAUAUAAGCUUGUUGAAAAGGAAAAACCUACCUUUUCUCGCCCCUUCGUCUAUAUAUCACUCAGAAGAUCUGGAGAAAGCGGCCAGGGACUUGAAACAUUCGUUGCAAGAGUUGACAAUAGACCAGAUAUAUGCCAUCCAGCAAGAUUUCGUAACAGCUGCAGCAAACUGCUUGACAGUGGCCGGAUUUGAUUUUGUUGAGCUCCAUGGUACUUCGGGAUUUUUAGUGGAGCAGUUUCUUUCCCCUGUUUCCAACACCAGAAGCGACGAGUACGGUGGAACAGUUGAGAAUAGAUGCAGGUUUUUGAAAGAGAUCAUUGAUAUGUUAAUUGCUCACCCCAGUAUUGGAAGUAACAAAAUUGGAAUUAGACUUAGUGCUUGGUCAACACAUUUUGGGAUGAAGUAUCCAGCUGAUGAGUACUCCAUGGAUGAAACGUUUCCACCGUUGGUGUAUUGCGAGCACCUACUUUCCUUUUUAGAAGAUCAUAAGCAGACUGGAAAUGAACUUGCUUAUGUUUCAAUUAUAGAACCGCGUGUCUCUGGAUCACUUGACCAAAAUCCAUUGGGUCGUACAAAUUCGUCUCUACUACUGAAAUGGUCUGGUAUAGUCGUUAGAGCUGGGGGGUAUGCGACAAACUACAAGGGUGAUCCAAGUUGUAUUGCAUCAAAUAAUUCAAAUUUGAAGGUUCGCCAUGGCCAAAUCCACCAUUAUUCAUCUUUGAUUAACGAUGUCAGUUUAGAUGAUCGCACGUUGAUUGGAUUUUCAAGACCAUUUACAUCCAAUCCCGACCUUGUUGAGAGACUCAGAAAUGACAAGAAGUUGGAUUUGUAUCACAGGGAGUAUUUUUACACUCAUCAAUUAGAGGGGUACUUGACCUUUGGAGAAUAUGUUGAUGACGAACUAUACUCAAACACUUUGAAACUUCCGUACAAAGAAUUGCAAAGGCGUGCUGAAUCAUUGGCUUCGAAUGGAAACUUGCAUGGGGCGCAAUGUAAAGCCGUGUGA